Ilyonectria robusta is the source of this 981-nucleotide messenger RNA. RefSeq lists its product as uncharacterized. The coding region runs from base 1 to 981 and encodes 326 amino acids. The transcript has 2 exons. Lineage: Eukaryota; Fungi; Ascomycota; Sordariomycetes; Hypocreales; Nectriaceae. The record is from RefSeq and is a predicted model, not a curated record.
AUGGCUGAUUUCCUAACCCAUCUGCUGCAGGUUUGCUCGACACUAGCCUUAUAUAAUACCUUCGAACUCCUCGCCCUCAUAUUUAUGACCUUUAAGCGAUACAGGGGCCUCUACUUUUGGAGUAUUUUCCUCGCAUCUUUUGGCGUCAUUCCAUACUGCGUCGGUUGGCUCAUUGUUCAUUUUGAACUUACCCAUGACUGGGUUGGUAUGAUUAUUGAUUCAAUUGGUUGGAUUCUUUUAGUGUCAGGCCAAUCUGUGGUUCUCUAUUCACGACUACACCUAGUUCUCAACGACCCUAAGAUUCUCCGCAACGUCCUGUGGAUGAUCAUCGUGAAUGGUGUCAUUUGGCAUACCUCAAUUACAGUGCUUUUAUUCGGGUCCAGUUAUAGCCCCGCGCAAAAUCGAGCUGGGUUCAACUCUGUCUUUAACAUCCUGGAAAAGGUUCAAAUGACCUGUUUCUGUCUCCAGGAGUUCACUCUCUCCAGUCUCUAUAUCUGGAAGACGUGGGAUAUCCUCAAGACGGCUUUCGGCAGCAAACGACGAUUCAUGUGGCAGCUUUUCGCUAUCAACGUCCUCAUCGUCGUUAUGGACAUCGCACUUCUCGCCAUUGAAUACAAGAGCUUAUACGUCUGGGAGCAAGGAGUCAAAGUCGUCACCUACUCCAUCAAGCUCAAGCUCGAAUUCGCGGUAUUGGGCGAGCUCAUCGAGUUUGUACAGCAUCGAGGCGGUACUGGUUGCACUGGUUCUGGUGGACAAUCGAACCAUAACACAGCUGUGUUUGUGGAGCUCUCUGGUAACAUAAAGCCCAGCACAUCGGUUACCAUCACAACAUCAAAGGCAUCAUCAUAUCCAUCGCGGGAACAGGACGAGAUUAGGGUCGCCACGAGGAUAGAUGUGGAAAGCAGUGUAAUGGGUCACGGGGAUAAUAAUAGCACCGAUCAGCUUUAUGAUAGUGCCAUCCAAGAGAUCUCAAGGUCGUAG